Eleginops maclovinus (Patagonian blennie) is the source of this 4050-nucleotide messenger RNA. It is a transcript of the gene atad1a, whose product is annotated as ATPase family AAA domain containing 1a. Lineage: Eukaryota; Metazoa; Chordata; Actinopteri; Perciformes; Eleginopidae. The record is from RefSeq and is a predicted model, not a curated record. Gene Ontology annotation, biological process: extraction of mislocalized protein from mitochondrial outer membrane. The transcript is spliced from 10 exons. The coding region runs from base 127 to 1266 and encodes 379 amino acids. Gene Ontology annotation, cellular component: mitochondrial outer membrane. Gene Ontology annotation, molecular function: ATP hydrolysis activity; ATP binding.
CCAAAUCCCUGGCCGGAACUAAAGUGCUUGUUCCUACCCGAGUUACAAAACGUGAUGCACCGUUAAUGCCAGUGCUCCGGCAUCUGAUUCCCGUCUUCACCGAUGGACUGACAUCAGCUGGCAGAGAUGUUGCUGAAAGAUAUCCCCCGGGACGCCCUGUUGCGGCCCUUAUCCAGGAACGAGGUGGUGGGCAUGAUUUUGAGGUUGACCAUCUUCGGCGCUGCGACUUAUUACGGCAUCAAAUGGGCGAUGGACGCUAUGGACCCGACCUCCAAACAGAAGAGCCAAGCCAAGAAAAGGGCAGAACAGCUGAUGAGGAGGAUCGGCGUUGAGGGCGUCAGUCUGACAGAGUAUGAGAUGAACAUUGCGUCUCAUCUAGUUGAUCCGCAUACGAUGAAGGUGAGCUGGAGAGAUAUCGCCGGUCUGGAUGAGAUUAUCAAUGAGCUGCAGGACACCGUCAUCCUGCCCUUCCAGAAAAGACACCUUUUAACUGGAUCCAAGCUCUUCCAGCCUCCAAAAGGUGUUUUAUUGUUUGGUCCUCCGGGAUGCGGGAAGACCAUGAUCGCCAAGGCAACGGCCAAAGCUUCGGGCUGCAAGUUCAUCAACCUGCAGGCGUCCACGCUGACGGACAUGUGGUACGGCGAAUCACAGAAGCUGACCGCUGCCGUCUUCUCAUUGGCCAUCAAAAUCCAGCCGUGCAUCAUCUUCAUCGAUGAGAUUGAGUCGUUUCUGAGGAACCGCUCCAGCCUGGACCACGAGGCCACAGCCAUGAUGAAGGCCCAGUUCAUGAGCCUGUGGGACGGCCUGGAUACUUCCUCCACCACCCAGGUGAUGGUGAUGGGAGCCACGAACAGACCACAGGACGUAGAUCCGGCCAUUCUGCGCAGGAUGCCAGCCACCUUUCAUGUUGGCCUGCCGAGCUUGAGGCAAAGACAAGACAUCCUGAGGCUGAUUCUAGCGGGAGAAAACCUGAGCAACGCCAUCAACCUGAAGGAGAUCGCCGAGAGGACUGAAGGUUACUCGGGCAGCGACCUGCGCGAGCUCUGCAGAGACGCCGCCAUGUACCGAGUCCGAGACUACGUCCGUAAGGAGCAGAUGAGGCAGAUCGCUCAGCAGCUGCAGGACAGCGAGGAGGAGGAGAGGCCGGUGGACGAGGAGCGCUUGCGGCCGGUCACCCAGCUGGACCUCCUCUUCGGCCUGGACAAGAUGAAGGAGUCCAAGCAGGCCACGGCCUCCAUGCGGCCGCUGGAGGUACCGCUGGACUAAACACUGCACCAUAAACACGGGGAACACUUCCUCCUCUUUUAUCCAGAAUAUCAGAGGCUCCUCGCGUGCCGUUGGAAGAGCAGGAACAUCUGACUUUCUAUUCAUUUUAUUUAUAGAACAAGGGUUUGUUUGUUUUACUGAGCAUGCUCACUUUAGCACAACCUGCUCCAUGUGGAAAACACUUUGACUCAAAUUGCGAAACAGGAGGGAAUGAUCAUUUUUCACUGCUGUUACAAACUGCUUUACUACACCACUAUAAGGUUUCAUAUACUGUCCUUAAAAGUGCAUUUCACACGAUCAUAAUCAGCGGAUUAAGCAUGGUGAUUUGUGAGUUAUAACUCCGGACGUUUGCAGCUAGAUUUCUAAAUCAACUUUCUUUAACGGGUGUUUGAUAACAAAGGCUUGAAUCCUUUUAAUCUGAGCUCUUUGGAAGAUAUCGUUUAUGUGGCCUUGGUGCUCCUCUGUCACAUAAUUCAUCUCAGCAACAAAUAACAAACAGCUUUUCAUUACCAGGAAACACCAAUCUAACUUUAAUGGCUUUCCUGUGGUUUUCUGAACCCGCUUACUCUCUCCUGCUGGUUGAACUGAUUCUGUUUUGACUUGACCAGUAUUUGCACUCCACGAUCAUUUCCAUUUGUUGAUGUUGACUUGAUUGCGUCGUGACUUUUAGCAGUAAAGGAGGAUGCAUUUAUUCAGUGUUAGGAUGCACCAGAACACAGUAGCAAUGCAAUCCUUUUCAGGCACCAUUACAUAUGUCUUUCACCUAGGUACUGUAGAUAAAAGCAAAUAACUAAACUAACAUUUGAUUUGUGUCAAUAGAGUUUAAACUGUAAUAGGAAGAGCUUAUAAACUGAGCUACAGGUGGCAAUAAAGACACACAUAUAAGCUUUUUCAUCACUAUUAACCAUUAAUCUGCUAUUAAUGGCUGUAAUAAUACACAUACCUGAUUAUACCAGCUGUUAGCAGGUGAAUUAUAGGACCUGUGCAGUGUGCAUGUCUGUGAAUGUCAAAGAUAACUGCUGGGUUAGAGUUGAGGAUGCUUUAAAUGCAAGUGAAGUUACACGAUAUAAAGGUCAUACGCUGUUUUAGUUACCUCACAAUGUUCAGAUUGUCCUGGGGCACAAAGAGUCUUUUUCACGUGUCAUAUUUAUUGUGCCGUUAUCACUUUGAAUGUUUGUAAUAAUGAACUUCCUGUCAUCGCUGCGACGCACAGUAGGUUUCUUUUAAUCUCACUCGAAAGAAAAAGUGGCUUUAAAAUUCAAAGACUUUCAAUCAUUCCCACGUUGUUGUGACAUGCUUCUCUCACUCCUCCGUGUAUAAAAAAGCCUCAUUAUUCUCCACACGGUCACAGCAUGUGCUCUUAGAUCUGUUUGUGAGUCUCUUACAGACCUUUCUUCCUCUCACGCUGUAAAGAUCAUUCGUGCAUGACCACCAGAGAGCGCUGCAGCGUCAGGAGUAACAGCCUGACGACUCUUUAUGUGUACAAUAUUGAACUACCAACCUUUAAGUCUCAGUCCAGUUGUCAGGAAUGGCGUGUCCCUUAAAUAAUAACACUUACAGCAAACACAAGUAACAAUUCAAACAAUAUGUCUUGCUUUAACAAAGAGUGAGGGUCUGUUCGAGCAAACAAUCAGUCCAAUAAUGAAAAGACUUUCCCGGAGUUUUAAUCCGUCAUUUGAUUUUGCAAAUAGUUUGAGUCCAUGCUUCCAUUUGUUGUCAUUUGUAAACAGAAUGUUGAUUAAAACAUAUUAAAUUAUAUGUACAAAAAGUUCUCCAGCUGUAAUCUACAUCACAUUAAGAGGAGGGUGUAGCUGGAGUAGAAAAAUGCCCUUUAGUCUCCAUAUCUCCCUCACAGAAUCCACCUGUUUUAGGAUCCCAGUUACAUAGUUUAUAAUGAUGAUGAUGAGUACUUUAACAUAUGCAGAAAGCAGCUUAGGGUGGUUAGACAAUAUGGCAAUAACACUAUCAGAACAUUCAAUUCAGGUCAAAAAAUAAAAGAGAAUAAAUACAAAAACUAUAUUCAAAAUAAUCCCAGUCAGUAAACGUAAGAAAGACGAGACCGAAAUAAUAAAUACAUUUAAAAAUAGAACGAAACAAUAAAAAAGAGUAAUGAAAAGAAAGACCAAUUAAAGGUUGCUAAUUAAGUGUUCAUUAAUGGGUGAAUUUGCCUCUUCCUGGUACAAACGUCCUCCUUCCUUUUAUUUUGGUGGCCUUUUUUAAAUAUUAAACAGGGACAUAAAACUAUAGAAAACCAGUGGGGAUAAGAGGGUGCCAUUAAGGCUAUUAUAUACCAGUGGAAGUUCUUUAAAACCAAUCUUUUAAAGGAGUGUUUGGAUGGAGAAUAGCCGAGAAAUGGAGUAGUUGUAUAGCGUCAGGUUGACAGAAAGACAUCAAAACACAUCUGUUGCUCUUCAGAGUUCCUCACGUGAAAGGUCAACAUGUUUCGACGGUGUCUCUGCAGAUCACACGUAAUAUUCCAGCUUCUCAGAGCAGAUGUGUCGAUGCAAUACCAGGUCGUUCAUUAUUUAUGUGUCAAAUGGAUAAAGUCUGUCCAUAUUGAAAUGUCACGUGUGUGUGUGUGUGUUGUUGUUAACCGUGUACUGUAAAGUGUAUUUAUUAAAUGACACUGAGGAAAGUAUUUAUUAAGUGUCACCUCGGUUAUGUUCAUCAUGGAUCUCCUCCUGUUUGUCUUUGUCCUCGUUUGAGUGUAAUAAUUGUAAUUAUUUUCAAACAAUACCUAUUAUAUCUUAACCCGUAAUUACUCAAAUAAACGUAUUACAUUGU